This is a messenger RNA of Postia placenta MAD-698-R-SB12, 480 nucleotides long. RefSeq lists its product as hypothetical. The transcript has 2 exons. Bases 1 to 480 code for a protein of 159 amino acids. The record is from RefSeq and is a predicted model, not a curated record. NCBI's taxonomy places the organism in Eukaryota, Fungi, Basidiomycota, Agaricomycetes, Polyporales, Adustoporiaceae.
AUGGCCGCCGUCGCCUCGUCCUCCUCCUCUUCGCAUCCGCACGCGCCCCUCUUCUACCCCAUGCAGCCUGCCCCGCACCAGCCACCCCAGCCCUCCGCGGCCCAGUUCGCCCUCGCAGAGAUCAAGGGCCACGUCUGUCUCGUCCAGGCCCAGCUCACGCCCCAGGGCCAGGUCUCCGCCGCGCUCGCCGCCGCCGACGUGCACGUCUUCGCGCACGUCUUCAGCACCCAGUUCCGCUUCUCGCACGCCGCCGCCGUCCACCCCGCCGACCUCCGCAUCAUCGCGCCCGUCCCCGCCGCCCAGCUCCUCCACGAGGAGCACUCCGGCGUCGUCUUCCUCGCGCGCGAGCUCAACCUCCGCCUCCACCAGCUCCAGCGCCAGCGCCACCAGCAGCACCAGCACCAGUACCAGUAUCAGCACCAGCAGGGGCUCCGCCGCCCGCGCGCCGCCGGCCAGGUGCGUGCGCAGACGAGCGCGUGA